This is a messenger RNA of Eutrema salsugineum, 339 nucleotides long. Its product is annotated as defensin-like protein 295. Lineage: Eukaryota; Viridiplantae; Streptophyta; Magnoliopsida; Brassicales; Brassicaceae. The transcript is spliced from 2 exons. The record is from RefSeq and is a predicted model, not a curated record. Bases 1 to 339 code for a protein of 112 amino acids.
AUGGCAUCAAAAAUGGCAUUCUCCUUUCUUCUCGCUCUCGUUAUUGCUUGUGCAAUGACAGUGAGAAUUCCGAAUGCGGAAGCUCAGAUUUUUCUUCCUUGCCAAACAACCAAAGAUUGUGAAUACCUUCACUGCUCGAGCGGGACACCUCUGUGUGUAAACAAACAAUGGCAAUGUACCAUUUCAUUGACUCAUCAAGCGAAACUUGACAACUUAAAAAAUCCAAUGACUCAUGCUCAAACGUGCAAGUCGACGAAUGACUGUGAUCCUCGUAUGAGAUUUACAUGUGCCUCUCGAUCUUAUAUGUGUUUUGAUGGCCUUUGUACUUGCACUAAUUAG